GCUACAUUCAACAUAUUCGUCUCCGCCUUUUUCAAAAAUGGACGUUAAACAGAGGAACCUCUGUUUACUGCUUAUUUUCGGUACUAUAUUAGUCCAUGGUCAACGGAGGGAGACUAAUUCCGUUGCAUAUUCGCCAUCAUAUACACAGCCUCGACCUACGACAGAUACAGAUGGCGCUAUUUACCAAAAAACGGUCAACGGUGUGUCCUUUAAAAUUGUUUCGAUGUGCCAGGAAUUUGACACUGUAUUUAAACCAGGAAUAAUGGAGUUUAAAACACUUCAAGGAGGAUGUAGAUUUGUUGUAACAUUCGAUAGGAGUUUGCCCACAUCACAAACGAUAUACACCCCUAGUGCUAGACCAGUAUACAACCAGUCACCACCGAGGAGAUAUUAUCAAUCGCAAGCAGCAGAACGGGUCGAUCCGUACUAUCCGCCACCCAAAGCACCUGUACAGCCACCACCACCACAAGAGAUACGUUACGCAGAACCAGCAGUUAGACAAGUAGUCAGGGAAAGAACCUAUGCAGCCCCACCGCCACCUCCACCUGCGCAACAAUAUUCACCCCCUGAGCCUACAAUUCGAUAUGUACCAACCCAGCAAUCGGCACCUGCUACGCCACCACGAAAUCAACAGCAAACUUAUAUUCCACGAUUAGCAGCUCCACCAACUCGAGUAGCUGCACCACCACCACGAGUAGCUGCACCACCACCACGCGUAGCUGCACCACCACCACCACCACGCGUAGCUGCACCACCACCUAGGGGACCCCCAUCACAAAGGGCAGGUCCUCCCCCUCCACAUGGUACUCCGUAUUCGUCCGCUGGUGCUCGUCCACAACCUGGGAACGAUCCUCGCAGAUUAGACCACUUUCAAAUGGAAGCAUUAGGAUUAAGACAGCUCCAUGAAGGACCGCCACCACCAACACCUCCACCAUCAGAUGCACCCAUUCCUCGUAUUUAGAGUUUUGUAAUAAAAUCACCCAAGGCAACGGGUAUUCGUAACUUUUUGUGGGUAAUGUUCCUCUUCCCAUUGUUUUGGUAUAGUCGAGUACGUCUGCUGCCCUGAUUCCAAUAGCCGAUUUUAUUGUACAUCGUGGUAAAAAUAGAAAACAGGGAGUGGCUUACGGAUACUUUAAACGCUUCACGCGGAUAACGUCUUUUGUACAGGUUUCAGAUCUAUGUUAUAAUACCAGGGCCAUUUAGAAAGACUAUUAUUUAAAGAAUGGGCAAUGUUUAAAAGUACCAUUGUCAUGGGAAGAACUGUUUUACUCUUUUAAGCACAUAUAUAGUUUCUAUUUUCUGUAUGUCGAUUCGUCCAAGUUGAAAAUUUAUCAAUAGUUUUCAAAAUCAAAAAAGUCUACAGUGCAGUUUGCAAGGCUUGUUUUCUUACAAACUUCGUAUACCUAUAAUAGUUUUUGAAGUGAUGGGGUAAUACUUCAAAAUUGUAUCCAGUUAUCUUGAAAUGAGUUUCAAAUGUUACGAAAGAUUGGUUCUCAAAUGCCAAUCUUUGUUAUUAUGUAUAAUAAUUAUUAUUGGUUUUGGUUUGUUGUUUUUUUUAAAAAAAUCCGAUCAUAGAUUUUCUUUAAUUGCUUACUUCGAGGUCAAGAGAAUAUCUAACUAAUAUGUUAAACCCUAUCUACUUACUUAUGAUAUAACCAAUAUGUGUCUAGAAUUUGAAUAAUGUCAUUGUCUUAAGAGUUUUUAGUUGUUUACUUCGACAUCAAGAGAUUAUUUAACUUACUUUUCUUAAUUACAAUAUACGCUCUUAACCCACUGCUUAAGUUGCUAGCCGUUUAAUUGAAAUCAUGUCCACUUUAAAUGAAUAGGGCUGUAACUGUAGACAUCCAGAUGUAAUUUAAUGGGCUAAAAAUAUUUUAUUUUGUAUACAUCAUUAAUCACCCUCAUUUGACAUGACAGUAGUUUAGGUGACGGGUUGUAUGUAUAUUUUAGUAGACCAUAAUCACGGAAGAACGAAUAAACCGUCACGAAAAUGUAGAGAAGUUUAAGAGAGUCAUCAAUUGCCCCUAUUUUAUGAUUACAAAGCAUUAUUAUGGGGUAUGUUUAUGGUCACAUCAAAUGAAUUGUAAUAUGCCAUUUUAUUUUGUACAAUAGCAUUAAAGCCCGAACAUGUUAGAAUAAAAUUAAGUUUAGAGUUAAUGACAGCAGACACCGUGGUUAUAAAGAUUAAGGUCAUCGGGAUGUUAAGAAAAAGGGUUAUACGCCAACAACUGUCCUGGAUUUGAAAUUGAUGAAGUCAGAAUUACUACUAGUCUUAUUCCAUAUUCAAAUCUAGUGUUGCCUCCCUUGACGAUCGGUUCCGAGGGCAUUGAAUCUUCAAGGUUUGGUUCUUGAUUAUAUUAACUGUAAAGAAUAAAAUACCAGAUGAACUAAAUAGAUAGUCGCAGAUCAACAGUUUAACCAGAAAUACGCUUAUAAAGAACAAUAUACAGAAAACAUCAUAACAUGCGACUUCUUCAAAAAAUAUAUAACAAGGGAAAACUUACCAUUUUUUUUUAAGAAUGGGUUUGUAAAUAAUGUUAUUUAAAGGCAGAAAGAAAUACGAUUGUCAACUAUAACAUCAUGUUGAUCGGGUUCUGCAUGGAUAUAAGAUUUAUUUUAAUUGUUUGGUUACAAAUAGAAAUCUGAUUAUUUGAGAAUAAAAUGUGACAA
Molecule: messenger RNA, 2670 nt
Organism: Patella vulgata (common limpet)
Lineage: Eukaryota; Metazoa; Mollusca; Gastropoda; Patellidae
Exons: 4
Coding region: 38-961 (307 amino acids)
Source: RefSeq, a predicted model, not a curated record